Molecule: messenger RNA, 1242 nt
Organism: Fulvia fulva
Lineage: Eukaryota; Fungi; Ascomycota; Dothideomycetes; Mycosphaerellales; Mycosphaerellaceae
Product: Versiconal hemiacetal acetate esterase
Exons: 2
Coding region: 1-1242 (413 amino acids)
Molecular function (GO): hydrolase activity
Source: RefSeq, a predicted model, not a curated record
AUGAGCGGCGGACGCUCUGUUGUUACUGGUACGAUUGAGGAGAUCCGAGCCGAGUUCAACAAGUUCUUCGCGGCUAUCGGAACGAUGGUGCCUCCGCCGGAGAACAGUGUCAGCACCGUCGACGAGAGGACAGCAGAAGGCGUCUCCGUUCGCGUAUACACACCUGCAGAUCUGCCUCACAGCGCUCACACUGGCCUGUACAUCCACUGCGGCGGCUGGGUUUGCGGCUCCAUCGACCACGAACACCACUUAGCGCGCGAAUUGGCCCUCGACGUACCAUGCCGUCUUGUAUCAGUCGACUACCGCCUGGCACCCGAGCAUCCAUUGCCCGCAGCUCUCGAUGACUGCGUCUCAGCCUGGAAUUGGAUCAGCUCAGCUCCAGGCUUCACAAACAGCAAGCUUUCCGUCGUCGGCGGCUCCGCAGGCGGACAUCUCAUCCUUACCACUACGCUCAAACUCCUCUCCACGGCAAACACACCACGCCUCCCCACCGCCAUCUUCUCCCUCUGCCCAAGCGUCUGCAUGCUCCAAGCCUAUUCUUCCAUCCCCCACAGCGCUCACACUGGCCUGUACAUCCACUGCGGCGGCUGGGUUUGCGGCUCCAUCGACCACGAACACCACUUAGCGCGCGAAUUGGCCCUCGACGUACCAUGCCGUCUUGUAUCAGUCGACUACCGCCUGGCACCCGAGCAUCCAUUGCCCGCAGCUCUCGAUGACUGCGUCUCAGCCUGGAAUUGGAUCAGCUCAGCUCCAGGCUUCACAAACAGCAAGCUUUCCGUCGUCGGCGGCUCCGCAGGCGGACAUCUCAUCCUUACCACUACGCUCAAACUCCUCUCCACGGCAAACACACCACGCCUCCCCACCGCCAUCUUCUCCCUCUGCCCAAGCGUCUGCAUGCUCCAAGCCUAUUCUUCCAUCCCCACCGAGCUUCAACAUUUCCUCCACCCAGACUCGAUAUACCAAGACGCAGCUACCAUCAAUCGCAGCACUACCUUGACAUGUGGAGCCGCCUAUAUUGGUGGUUCCAAUGACCCUGCGAAUCCUUUGAUAACAUCAAUUUUCCAUGAACAGCUCAAGAGCUUGCCGCCGGCUUACUUGACGACUAGCGGUAAGGAUCCACUGAAUGACGAGGCGAGAAUGUUGCAGUGUGAACGCCCGCCUGGGGGUGACGAUCAAGCCAGGCACAAGGAUCUUCACCAUGAGAAAGCUAUGGAGAUCUCUUACAUGUUUACUCUGGCUUGA